AUGGAAAACACCCAAUCCACCCCCGUUCUUGGAGCGCAGCGCAGCACCGCACCAUUCAAGCGUAGACUCAAUGUUCGCCAACCUCUGAGCUGUACUGUCUGCCGCCAAAGAAAAUCUAAAUGUAACCGACGUCUGCCUUGCUCGGCCUGCGAAAAGCGACAGAGUCCACAUUUAUGUGCCUACAGCCACAACUCCCAGUCCCAAGCCUCACGGGUGUCGUCUUCACGUAGGGAUGAUUUAAGCUCCCAGCUUGAAGGUCUGGAAGCCCUGGUCCAGCGACAUUUGGCUGCUGGAGCGCCGCGACCACGCCGUGACAAUGGCCCUUGCUCGCGGGCUGGACAGCCCUCAUCAAACCAAUCGCUCACCAUGUCCGAUAUUAAUACACAACCGGGUUCUACAGGAGCUUCUCACUUUUCACCUCUCGAGGGCAAUUCUCUUGCUGUGCCCGUUUCCGAUGACACCCCACAAUCAGGUCUAUGCGGGGCUUUAUACAGCUCGGAUGAUGGUUCAGUUGAGUACAAAGUUGACCGCCUGCAUUGGUCUGCUGGACUAUCGGUUCGAGAUGCACAACAUGUCUCCCAACAGCUAGUGUCUAAAUCGCCCGUGAACGGAUUCAACAAUGGUUUCCCGUUUUAUGCGGCUAUGCCCGCGUCUGUCGAUGCGUUGCGUGCAAUUAUUCCACCUAAGCAGCAACGUGACUAUCUUGUCUCGAGGUACUUCACUGCAAUUGCUCCUCUAUAUCAUGUUUUACAUGAACCGAAGUUCUGUGAGGAUUACAGCAAAUUUUGUCGUGACCCUCAAUCCGUCCCCUUAUCUUGGUUAGCCUUGUUGUAUGUUGUUCUAAGCCUAGGAACAUCUACAUUGGAGGAUGGCGUGGAGCUGCUGCGUCAUUUGGGUGUCGAAAAUGGCCGUUCCACAUCGGCAACCUUACUCGCAGCACAUUUCCAAGAUGCGGCGAUGAGCUGCCUCGCGGCUGAUCAAUUCAUGGUGCGACAUCGACUGAGUACAUUCCAAGCUUUGACAAUGCUUAUCUAUGCAAUGAACAAUAGAGAGGGCACUGGUUCCACAUGGGCCCUCCUAGGUCUUACUGUUCACAUAGGCACGGCCUUGGGGUGUCAUAUCGACGGCUCUAAACUCAAACUUGACUGUAUCGAGGCGGAGGAACGCAGGCGUGCGUGGGCAGCCCUACUCAUGCUCCACACCACUCAAGGGGUUGCUUUUGGUAAGCCUGAAAUCACUCCAAUGUAUAGGAAGCACAUAACCCUACCAGCGGAUACCAACGACAUGAACAUUCUUCACGAUCGAAUCGAGCCCUCACCAAAUCACCCAACACAAAUGACAUAUUUAAUUUAUAAGUUCCAACUCUACCAAACGAGCAGCAGUCUUAUUCAAUGUCUACUGGAUGGCCCUCAGAAGCCCUCAGAAGAGCUUGUCCUUUCAUUAGAAACUCGAAUCGAGGCUGAACGACGAAAGUGGGAUGGCCGCUUCGCACAUGACAAUGAAACCAGUCUCUUACAAGGUCACCAUCGCGUCCAGUACCAUCUGCUUCUUGCUUAUUCGCAUCAAUUGAUACUCUUGCUCUUUCGGCCCUUUUUAAACGAUAACUCUACGGGAAACUUCUCACAACGCGUGCAAUCCCGGUGCAUGACAUCUGCCACCGCUUUACUGGAAAUUCAUAGCCUUUUCUUUGAGGAUCCAGCGUUCAAGGACUUUAAGUGGUAUGGAAUGGGGCUAGGGUCUUUCCAUGCUUUCCAUGGCGCAGUUGUCCUGGCAGCCAUCUUGCUUAAAACAGGCGACAGCGAUCCCGCAUACCACAUGAAUCGGACUAUAUUAGAUGGCUCAAUACAAAGAUUCUCUUCUUUGGCAGAAAGAAGCAGUAUCUGCGCUAGGGCGAUUGCUGUUCUGCAAUAUCUUCGAUCGCUUUUACAGCUGGAUCAACAGAGCAUGCAGAAUAGUAGUCUUGACUUGGGUCUCCGGGGGUUUGAUGAUACGCACCCUGCAGAACCAAGGCCGGUGGACAUGAACGAUAUUUUGACCGUCCGGCUGGAACCUAACAAGUGGGCUAAUGCUUCUACUAUUGACUGGGAUGAAUGGGAGCAGUUGAUACAACCUGGAUUUUCUUAA
Penicillium angulare is the source of this 2124-nucleotide messenger RNA. Its product is annotated as Zn(II)2Cys6 transcription factor. Bases 1 to 2124 code for a protein of 707 amino acids. Gene Ontology annotation, cellular component: nucleus. Gene Ontology annotation, molecular function: DNA-binding transcription factor activity, RNA polymerase II-specific; DNA binding; zinc ion binding. The record is from RefSeq and is a predicted model, not a curated record. The transcript is spliced from 4 exons. Gene Ontology annotation, biological process: regulation of DNA-templated transcription; DNA-templated transcription. NCBI's taxonomy places the organism in Eukaryota, Fungi, Ascomycota, Eurotiomycetes, Eurotiales, Aspergillaceae.